CUUCCCAGCGACCCGUUUGACAGGGCGGGGCGCCUCGUGAAGAUGGUGGCGCGCGCGGCGUGUGGCUCCCGUCGUCUUCCCAAGUCUCGGCUCCGUGCAUCGGCCAGCGUUUCGCUGGUUUGGAGUCCUCGCCCGCCGGGUCCCUGACCCCGCGCCCCCUCUCCUGUUCUCCCCGCCCCCCCCGGUUCCCGGCAUGCCCCGCGCUCGUAAGGGCAACGCGCUCCGCAAGGGCGGCCAGCGCCGUGGAGGUGGUGAGUCUCGGGGCUCAGGUGCCCGAAGCAAUGCUCAAGCUGACUCAGGCUCCAGUGAGGAUGAAGCAGCCAGUGAGGCCCGCAGUACCACAAGUGAAUGCCCCAGCCUUCUCAGCACCACUGCAGAGGACAGCCUGGGUGGGGAAGCUGUGGAUGAGCAGGAAGACCUAGAAGAAAAACUGAAGGAAUAUGUGGACUCCCUCACUGACAAGAGUGCCAAGACCCGGCAAGGAGCUCUGGAGAGCCUGCGCCUGGCCCUGGCCUCUCGCCUGCUUCCAGACUUCUUGCUGGAGCGCAGCCUCACUCUGGCCGAUGCCCUGGAAAAGUGCCUUAAGAAAGGGAAGGGCGAAGAACAGGCCUUGGCUGCUGCUGUGCUAGGCCUGCUUUGUGUGCAGCUGGGCCCUGGACCCAAGGGUGAGGAGCUGUUCCAUAAUCUGAAGCCCCUGCUAGUCUCGGUGCUCAGUGACAGCACAGCAAGUCCUGCUGCCCGGCUCCAUUGCGCUUCUGCUCUUGGCUUGGGCUGCUAUGUGGCUGCCACUGAUGUCCAGGACCUGGUCUCCUGCCUGGCCUGCUUGGAAGGUGUUUUCACUUGGUCCUGUGGCACCAGUGGCUCCACUGCUACUCUGGUCCCUGCCAGUCCACAUGGUCUGCUCUGUGCUGCCCUGCAGGCCUGGGCAUUGCUGCUCACCAUCUGUCCCAGCACCCAAAUCAACCAUAUCCUUGACAGGCAGCUGCCCCGACUGCCCCAGCUCUUGUCCAGUGAAAGUGUGAACCUGCGGAUUGCUGCUGGUGAAGCCAUUGCACUGCUCUUUGAGCUCGCCCGGGACCUUGAGGAGGACUUUGUUUAUGAGGACAUGGAGGCCCUCUGUGAUGCCCUCCGUACUCUGGCCACUGACAGCAACAAGUACCGUGCCAAGGCUGAUCGUCGACGUCAACGCUCCAUAUUCCGCGCUGUGUUGCACUUUGUUGAGGGCGGUGACUGCGAAGAGGAGACAAUCCGCUUCGGGCUAGAAGUGCUCUAUGUGGACAGCUGGGCUCGCCACCGCAUCUACGCAGCCUUCAAGGAUGUGCUGGGCUCAGGCAUGCACCACCACCUCCAGAACAAUGAGCUUCUCCGUGACAUCUUUGGCCUGGGCCCUGUACUGGUGCUGGAUGCCGCUGCCCUGAAAGCCUGCAAAAUUUCACGUUUUGAGAAGCACCUAUAUAACGCUGCCGCCUUCAAAGCCCGGACUAAAGCUCGAAGUCGUGCGAGGGACAAAAGGACAGAUAUUCUAUGAAGCACACUGGCCCAAGAGAAGGCUAUCUACACCCUUGCCAUAUUUUUAACAGAAGACAGUACAAGAACUGGUCUGUGCCAGUGAUUGUUGCUUUAUUUUUUUAAUGAUAAAACCAAAAAUAGACACUGGGAGAGUCUGGAGAGAGGAGUCAGCAUCCUUAGGACCCUGGCCCUGUGUGUCUGCAACUCAGCCCUGUGGCUAUGGCCUCUUCCUGUUCUGUCUCAGGUGAAGCCAAAUGUGUGCCUAUCCAGAGCUCAGGGGCAGGUGAGAGAGGGCUGUUCCUUUCCUUUUUAGACCUUGCUCCCUUAGGGUGACUUCCUUUGGGGAUCUGGUGUCUAGACACAUGCCACUAUAGCACGUGGAGAGGCAAACCUGCCUAGAGUGGAUGUGUGUGCUGAUUAAUUUUAAAGAUUAAAAGAGAAUUAAACAGAGUACUCAACCUCCUGA
This is a messenger RNA of Nannospalax galili (Upper Galilee mountains blind mole rat), 1975 nucleotides long. RefSeq names its product interferon related developmental regulator 2 (gene Ifrd2). The record is from RefSeq and is a predicted model, not a curated record. The transcript has 12 exons. NCBI's taxonomy places the organism in Eukaryota, Metazoa, Chordata, Mammalia, Rodentia, Spalacidae. Bases 194 to 1528 code for a protein of 444 amino acids.